AUGUUCGCUUCAAAAUCCAGUUCUGUAUCCCCUUCUCCAUCCAUGGAGCAGGCAGAUUCGGAUGCUCUGGAUAUCAGCACCAAAGUGCAGCUGUACGGUGUGCUCUGGAAGAGACCCUUCGGGAGGCAGUCAGCCAAAUGGUCCAGGAGGUUCUUCAUCAUUAAGGAAAGUUUCCUGCUCUACUAUGCUGAGAGUGAGAAGAGGAGUUUUGAAAGCAAUAAAUACUUCAAUAUCCACCCCAAGGGUGUCAUACCCCUGGGAGGCUGCAUCGUGGAGCCCAAAGAAGAGCCCAACAUGCCUUAUGCCAUAAAGAUCUCGCAUGAAGACUUCCAUGGUAACAUUGUUCUAGCAGCUGAAUCAGAGUUUGAGCAGGCUCAGUGGCUGGAGAUGCUACAGGAGUCUGGAAAAGUGACCUGGAAGAAUGCCCAGCUGGGAGAAGCCAUGAUUGAAAGCCUGGAAGCCCAAGGACUGCAGCUGGCCAAGGAGAAACAGGAGUAUUUGGAUAAGCUAAUGGAAGAAACAGAAGAGCUGUGUCUGCAGAGGGAGCAGAAAGAGGAACUCGAACGUCUGAACCAGGUCCUGGAAGCAGAGAAGCACCGGUUUGAAGAGGUGGUACGGGAGCUUCGGCUGGAGCAGGAACAGAUCAGACGGGAGCUAGAGCUCACAGCCCGCUCCCUUAAAGGAGUGGAGGAAGAAAAGAAAGAGUUACGAAGCCUGACACAGUCUUUACAGAAAACCCUAGAGGAGCUCUCCCUGGAAAAGCAGCAAAUGUUGGAGAUGCUGGAAGAAAAUGAGAGACAGCUUCCACCUCCAACCAGCCCCAGCAAGGAGCAAAGCCCCAUCUGGGGACUGCAUUGCAGCCUGCAACAGAUUGAAGCGAAGAUGCAGCAACUUCUGGAGGAGAAACUCCUGGCAGAGAAGAGGAUGAAGGAGAAUGAGGAGCGGUCCCGAGCGCUGGAGGAGGAGCGGGAGUUUUACUCUUCCCAGUCGCGAGCGCUGCAGAACUCGCUCUUGGAGCUGACUGCGGAGAAGCAGCAGACAGAGAGAGACCUCAAGGCUGAAGUGAAGGUGCGCAUGGAUCUGGAGAAGAGACUGAGAGAAGCUGAGGAAGCAUUGCAGAGCUUGGAGCAAGGCUUAAAUUCACUGGAUUGCAACAAGGAGAAAGAGGAGAAGAUGAAGGCAGAUGUCAGUAACUUGAGAA
Molecule: messenger RNA, 1201 nt
Organism: Leptosomus discolor (cuckoo roller)
Lineage: Eukaryota; Metazoa; Chordata; Aves; Leptosomiformes; Leptosomidae
Source: RefSeq, a predicted model, not a curated record